Messenger RNA from Exophiala oligosperma, 4235 nucleotides. RefSeq lists its product as hypothetical. Bases 641 to 3469 code for a protein of 942 amino acids. Lineage: Eukaryota; Fungi; Ascomycota; Eurotiomycetes; Chaetothyriales; Herpotrichiellaceae. The transcript is spliced from 2 exons. The record is from RefSeq and is a predicted model, not a curated record.
UAUUUUUGCAAGCGACACAGGUUACAGCUCUCCCAGACCUCUCUCGCAAAAGCCUCGCGUCUCUUUCCCUAGGGAUAACCGACUCGUACGAAAUACGCAGUACGGAUACCACACACGCACACACACGCACACAUGCACGCGCACACAUUCUCUCACAUUCAAUAAUUCAAUUCGCCGCUAUCCCUCGACCCCUCCCCUACAAUUCUGAGAUUGCACCAUCCUUUACCUGAUCCGGCCACUCCCGUCCCCGUCUAUCUCAAGACUACUCAACCACUACUGUACAGCUGCCACGCCUCAACAUACCUAUCGGUCCUCGUUAUCAGUCUCUUAUCCAAGCAAAGAUUACCAUUUCAUCACCUCAUCACAUCUGGAUUUCCGGCCCCUGCACUGCACUUCGCCACCCGCUGCAAUUUUCUUUUUUUACCUCUUGAUCACGCUAUUCGAUUUACUAUGUACCCCGUGCCUCACAUCUCAACCUCGCUUAGCCCGUCAGGUUCUGCUUCGGUCUCUUGGGUUUCGUCAUGUUUCGUCACUAAUCAUUGGUCUCUAGCGGCACCGUGCUACCUGGGAAGCCCCUUCUUACCACCCAUUGAGGUCUUUCCAGCCAACACAUCGGUCGCCCACUACGCGCACCGAUGCCAUGGAUCCCGAGUCUUCCGAUAGCGAUGUUUCUAUCGGUGGUGGAGACGAAUACAGAUAUGCCAGUCCUUUGACGGCGCCUAUUCCUCUCCCGCCACCGCCUUCGAAGCAUGCACUCGAAUCAGCCGACGCCGUUCAAGCACGACUGGACGAACUGAGUCGGGUCGAAACCAACAACGAAAAGAAAUACAGUCUACUCAAGGCCAAACGCCAACGCAAGGAUGAAAAGAUUCGGCGCAAGCGUGAAGCUCAGGACAAGAAAUGGCUUGCCAUUACGGAGGCUCGCAAACGUCGAGACGCUAGAAUCGCAGCACGACGCAAGCGCGAAGAUGCUGCCUUCACCCAGUUCUUCGAACAUGAUUUGGACGAUGAAGAAACCAGUCUCCGCAGACGCUUGAAGCGGCUCAAGCGAGGCCUCCCCCUCGAUGAAUCACCCAGGGCUAGCACUAGAAGUGUCUCGGGCCCAUCAAUGUCUCCCCCGUCGUCAUUGUCCACCGUUCCACCACCGGCAAAAAGACAUCAGGUUGGCCCUCCGGGCCAGCCCGAGUCCGCCAAUUCGACACAAUCGCGACCCUCACCUCAGUCCAACGUGCCAGGCUCAACUACUAAGACUAGUCUGCCUGGUCCGCCAUAUUCAUUCUACCGCGAUCCGAACUCGGCCUUUUCAAGACCGUAUCAACACGGGUCUUAUUCUGCUUCACCAACUGGAUCGUCACCGAACGCAGGCACAAAUCGUCUCCCUGACGCGGCACCAGUUCCUGCAAGCCAUGAUCGACCAUUGGGACUUUUGGGUCGCUCUACAUCACCCCGUUCAAGACCAGUCACAAGUGCUCAAUCUCCUUUGACCCCGGUGUCCAGUGCGAGCACCCACCCCCCCCGUCAGGUAUCAUCAAGCUAUGACACCCGACCUCCGCCGACCAAUGCGUCCUCUGGCUUUGCCUCGAUCAAUGCCCCUCCUCCGUCGGGAUUUGCGUCGAUUAAUGCUCGACCGACAGGCACGCCACCCGCCGCGCACGCUGGAAUAACUCGACCACAAGCUGAAAGCGACUUGAACAGAACUCCAAUCGGUCCUCACACUAACGGCGGUCUAGAUAAAGAUCGCUUCCAACAGUACGGACAUACCCCGACGAGUGUUCCGUCACCAGCUACUUCAAAUGGUGGAACUAAACGUACUCCAUCGACUACUCACCCAUACCAAAUGUCCGAAGCUUUUGCCAAUAGGCAUCACCACUGCGAAAGGGUCGACAGUUUGAAUCGAGGAAUCUGGACUUCUUUCGGUCCUGGAGGCACGGCUGAAAAUCCGACCGGCGCACCUGUUGAGAUGUACCUUCGUUGCAACCACGACGGCUGCACACGAAUCGAUUGGCGCACUGUGCAUGGCCUCCAAUGCCAUAUUGUUAAAAACCAUUCGCAACCCAAGGGGACGAUCGGAAGCCUCGACAAAGCUCUGGAGCGUUAUGGUGUGCCCAUCAAGGAGGUCGAGGAUUAUGAACGUGACCAUGGAUCGGGCUCAGCUGGUACUAUGGCAGAUCCUAAGAAUCACAAGAUCAAAACCAAGACGAAAGAGGCCAUGGGCUUGGAGACGAGACCGUAUAUUCGUAAAGACACACCAGGCGGAUACGAUCCGGAUGUGAGACCGGCAGGUUACAGACCCAGUCCGGCGCAAAGUCCCGCGCUGAGCGACGAGAUGAAAAGAAGUCCAACUGUGAGCAUGAAUGGGUUCUCGAGGGAAGCAACCACGGAUGAAUCGCGGAAAUCUGCACCACAGACUGCGACUGCAAGUCCCAUGAACACCUAUUCUGCCCCGAGUGGUAAUUGGUAUCGAAAUCCUUUCCCAGGUGGACUACCCCUUCACGCUGAGCUCGAGCCAAAGAGGUUGCAAGGUGACUUUGGUCCAAAUGAUGCUGGUGUUAAACGUUUACAGCCUCUUCCACUGGCCUAUCAACCUGGACCUAAUGUGGCAAAUGGUGUUCAAAACAAAUCUCCACCUUUGAAUACUCUGCCUCCACAACCAAAGUCGAGCAGCACGAUCUCUGUUGCUGAUACAUCCAAAGCUGUUGCUAAUGUUGCCGCCUCUCCCAUAUCCUCGGCCUCGGGUCCUGCUCCAAAGAUCCAGACUGUAAAUGAAGCUCCUCGAGCUGCCCAAAUUCCUGCAACCCUUGACAAAGGCCAGCCAGCACAAAAGGGUACUGUUCCUCCAGCGGCGGCUCCUGUGAAGAACGGCGAACCAACGCCUGCGAAACCCGACGGACCAGCUGGUGCAGACAAGGAUGGCGAUGUGACAAUGACCGGUGUAGAUCAGCAACCGGACAAGCAAAACGAGAAGGCACCUGAAGUUCCUAAUGGCACCGGCGCGGAUAAAAACCAACAGAUAACACCUGCACCAGACGUUUCGUCCGUGUCCAAGACCGCGCCUGAGGUUGAACCCAAAACUGAGCCUGCUGUGUCUAGUCCUGCAGCUGAGCCAGAAUCAGAGGACCCAUCACAGACGAUCAUUGUGGAUAAUGAUGCGAGCAAGGAUGCAGGUGCUGCAGCAAAGCGUAACGCUCCCGCCUCCACCGCCAACAAUGGACCUUUCCAAUCGCCUGUCAUGACAACUCGAAGUGUUCAAGCUGCCACCUCGAGUGUCACCACUCCUGGAAGUGCAACGAGACGCGGAAGUCGACGAAGUAGCCUUGCGCGAAGGAGUGUCGAGCGGGAUGGCGAUGCCAACGAGGGAAGACCUGACAAAGAGAAUGAUGACAAGGAGGAAAAAGAAGUGAAAGAGGAAAAAGUUGAACGAGAAACCAGACGGAGUAUGACGGGUCGACUAUUGAGACGAGGGAGAUGAUCAAAGUUGGAAGCGAGGGGGCGGUCGGUCAAGUCGAAGUUUUUUUUAUUUAGAAUCCAUUGGCGCUUCUGGAUUCCCAAGAAGAAGAAAAAGGUUGAAAUGAACCAUGCGUUGAUAAUAAGGGGAGCAGGGUGAAAGGACUUGAGCUGUCGUUUUAUUUUCGUUUCGUGUUUUUCCGUGUUCUGAGACGGGUCUCAUCAUUACUUUCGACUCUUGAAUAACGUCAACAUAUCCGAGUUUUCGCUGGUGUUUUUAUCAUUCAACGUUUUCGGUAUUUUGAUGCUUUUUUUUGGCACACGAUGAAACGAGGGGUGAAGGGAGAGAAUUUUGUCUCUUUGCGAUGUAAUUUCCUUUUUUUUGGCCUUGUUUUCGCUUUGCUUUCGACAUUUGGAUGUUUUGGUGUUUUUAGGGCGGGCGAGGGAAGAACAACAAACUACUAACACUUAAAAUAUCGGCCACGCACCCGACACUUGACUACCUACCUAGUCAGCGAAUCACCAUAUGGGCAUAUGCACAUUUGCACACGAACGAGUACCCUCGAAGUUUUUGGUUUUUUUUGGUUUUUUGUUUUGGUGAUGGUGAUGGGUGACCACGAGAAACCCAGCAGAUCAAAGUUUUGUUGUAUAAAGGGGUUAAGUAUCUCGUGUACAAUAUAUAUACAUGUGUAUAUACGUGUAUAUACCUAUCUACCUACAAAGUAUACAUAUAUAUAUAUGUACCCGAGGUAGAUUCAUUUCAUGUAUGUAUUGGCGUCGGCAGUUUACAG